Messenger RNA from Laccaria bicolor S238N-H82, 960 nucleotides. RefSeq lists its product as uncharacterized. Gene Ontology annotation, cellular component: membrane; endoplasmic reticulum. The transcript has 8 exons. Lineage: Eukaryota; Fungi; Basidiomycota; Agaricomycetes; Agaricales; Hydnangiaceae. The record is from RefSeq and is a predicted model, not a curated record. The coding region runs from base 83 to 835 and encodes 250 amino acids. Gene Ontology annotation, biological process: endoplasmic reticulum tubular network organization; membrane organization.
GAAAAACUCAAAAGCAAUUCUGCCCAGCGCCGACAGCUGCCUUGCUCCAGUCGCAUUUUCAAAGUUUAUCACCAUCUCCCACAUGGCGACAACACAGCACUAUCUGUGGGCAUCUGGCCACUUUCUCCUGCUCCUCUCCUCUUUGCGCUAUUUUAUCGCAUGGGUAACCUUCAAGAGUGUCUCCACUUGGUGGUAUAAAGCAAGUUUCACUGGUGCUCUCAUCAGCUACGCCAUUGUUUGCCAAAAAUCUCUUGGAACCCCCCAGCCAAAUCCCGCAUAUCUGAAGCGUGCCUUGCUGGAUGAGAAUGUCCAAUACUUCAUGCUCGCCUUCUUCUGGUGGACAUCCAAGCCUAUUACUCUGUCACUCCUGCCUUACAUGAUCUUCUCGUUGUUCCAUGCUCUGACCUUCACCCGCACAACGCUGAUGCCACAAUUCCUGCCUCCUGGUCCACCGGCUACUUCGGGAGGUGCACCCCAGCCUCACCCCUUGGCCAAGAGACUCCAGGUCUGGGUUAAAGCAAAUUACGACCGGGCUAUGAAAGUAGUUGCCUUUACUGAAAUCGUCAUCUUUGUACGCGUCUUCCUUGGAGCCCUCACUUUCCAAAACUCGUUGCUCUGCCCCCUCAUCUACGCACACUUCCUCCGCCAACGUUACUACCAGUCAGCAUUCACACGUGAGGCCUUCAAAGUGACAUAUGCCCGCAUCGACGCGUUUGUUCGUAAACCCGGCAAUCCCCCCAUGGUAGUUCAGGUGUGGGACAAGGGACAGCACAUCGUGCAGAGGUGGGUUGGGAAUAGCUUGACGGGAGGUGCUCCGCCAGCUGCUGCACAGUGAUGAUGGUCGACGGGAGGAGGGUCGCUCGUGAUAAUAAUAAUAUACGAAUGGACUGUUAUUUUUUGAGCGUACCAAAUACUAGUCAACAAGAUUGACGAGUUUUAAUAUAUUCAUCCCUUCUUUGG